AUGGCCUACUCCACUCUGUCCGUCUGCUCCAGCGACCUCAGCUACAACACCCGGGCUUGCCUGCCCGAGGCCUGUGAACCCUACGCCCCCUCCUGCCUGGGGGAUGACUGCCCGGAGAACUGCUGUGAGCCCCCCUGCUGCGGCCCCUCCUGCUGCGGCCCUUCCUGCUGCGGCCCCACUCUCCUCUGCACCCCCAGCUGCUGUCCUUCCAGCUGCUGUGCCCCAAGUUGCUGUGCCCCAAGUUGCUGUACUCCCAGCUGCUGUACCCCGAGCUGCUGUGCUCCCAGCUGCUGUGCCCCAACUCUCCUCUGCAGCCCCAUGAGCUACUGCUGUGUGUCCCUCUGCUGCAAGCCCAUGUGCUGCACUCCAGUUUGCUGCAAGCCCAUGUGCUGCACCCCAGUCUGCUGCAAGCCCAUGUGCUGCACCCCAGUCUGCUGCAAGCCCAUGUGCUGCACCCCCGUGUGCUGUGGGUGUUCCCCCUGCCAGGCACCUUCGUGCUCCCCCUGCUGCAAACCCUGCUCCAGCGUGUCCCUCAUCUGCCAGCCCACGUGCAAGCCUGCCUGCUGCGCCCCCUCGCCCUGCUGCCAGCCCAGCUGCUGCCGCUCGGGGUCCAGUGUGUCCCUGCUGUGUCGGCCGGCCUGUAAGCCUGCCUGCUGCUGA
This is a messenger RNA of Suncus etruscus (white-toothed pygmy shrew), 660 nucleotides long. RefSeq names its product keratin-associated protein 10-8-like. The record is from RefSeq and is a predicted model, not a curated record. The coding region runs from base 1 to 660 and encodes 219 amino acids. The transcript is spliced from 2 exons. NCBI's taxonomy places the organism in Eukaryota, Metazoa, Chordata, Mammalia, Eulipotyphla, Soricidae. Gene Ontology annotation, cellular component: keratin filament.